Molecule: messenger RNA, 1441 nt
Organism: Sesamum indicum (sesame)
Lineage: Eukaryota; Viridiplantae; Streptophyta; Magnoliopsida; Lamiales; Pedaliaceae
Product: acyltransferase GLAUCE-like
Molecular function (GO): acyltransferase activity, transferring groups other than amino-acyl groups
Source: RefSeq, a predicted model, not a curated record
AGAAUUCACCACAGAAUGGCAUUCGUCUUGCCCGUUCCACCCAUGCAAGACCUUAAGCUCAAAUUACAGCAAUCAACCCUAGUUUCCCCAGCAAAACAAACUGAGAACCAAGCCUUUUUCUUGUCUAACAUCGACCAAUUUCUCAACUACGAUAUUCUCACUGUCCAUUUCUUCAAAGCCAACCCUGAUUUUCCUCCAGAAACUGUGGCCAAAAGGCUCAAAAUGGCACUAGAAAGAGUUCUGGUGCCCUAUGAUUUCUUGGCUGGAAGAUUAAAACUGAAUCUGCACUCGGGCCGCCUCGAGAUCGACUGCAAUUCGGCGGGAGUUGGUUUCGUGGUGGCUUCUUCAGAGUGUUCGCUUGAUGAGUUGGGUGACCUUGUUUGUCCCAACCUCGGAUUCCGGCAGCUUUCGGUUCAAACCUUGGAUAAUCUGGGACCAGAAGUUGAUCAGCUACUGUGUGUUUUCAAGGUAACAUCGUUCAAGUGUGGUGGUUUCUCCAUCGGUAUGUCUACGAAUCACGUCUUGUUUGACGGCGUAAGCGCCCAAAUCUUCAUCGAAAAUCUAGCCACCCAAGCAUUCGACGACAAGCCUUUGGCCAUUAUCCCAUGCAACGACCGCCACCUUCUUGCCGCCAGAGCUCCGCCCCACGUGGAGUUCCCACACCCCGAGUUUUUCAAACCCGAUCUCCCUGCAGGUUUGGGGCCUCCAGUGUUCGACUGCGAAAGGGAGGAAUUGGAUUAUACAGUCUUCAGCCUAACCUUAAACGCUGUCAAUUAUUUAAAGGACAAAGCAAGGGAGAGUAUCAGUUCUACCAGCACGAAGAUCACCAGCUUUAUCGUCGUGGCAGCGCUCAUAUGGCGGUGCAAAGCGUUGUCAAAUUAUACCGAGUACAACAAAGAUAGAGUUUCCACUCUGUUUAAUAUUGUGGACCUAAGAUCAAGGCUGAAUCCGUCGUUGCCAAAUUCAUACUGCGGCAACGCAGUGCUAGGUGCUUAUUCGUCGGCAACAUGUGACGAUAUUAAAAAAUGGCCAUUUUCAAAGCUGGUGGAGUUGGUGGCAGAAGAGCCAAAACGGAUGACUGAUGAGUACGCAAAAUCUACAAUAGAUUGGUUGGAGAUAAACAAAGGGCUGCCUCGUGGGGAGUAUACGGUGAGCUCAUGGCUGAGAAUGAGGUUUGGUGAAGUGGUGUAUCCAUGGGGCAAGCCUAUGCACAGUGGCCCAGUGGUGAGCUAUAGGAAAGACAUUUGCUGGAUCUUUCCCGGUGUUGAUAGAGUUAACGCCUUGGUUUCUCUGCCUGCUAAAGAGAUGGAAAGAUUUGUGGCCUGUUGUCGUGAGUUCUUCCCACAAUCCAUCAUUAAUUAGCUUAAUCCAUGUCAUGGGAACUAUUGCCUAUCUAUAUAUGUGGGUGUGCGUUUGUAGAUGGUUAUGGUUGGGAGCAGUA